Oreochromis aureus is the source of this 5930-nucleotide messenger RNA. RefSeq names its product protein mono-ADP-ribosyltransferase PARP12-like. Lineage: Eukaryota; Metazoa; Chordata; Actinopteri; Cichliformes; Cichlidae. The transcript is spliced from 12 exons. Gene Ontology annotation, molecular function: NAD+ poly-ADP-ribosyltransferase activity; metal ion binding. The record is from RefSeq and is a predicted model, not a curated record. The coding region runs from base 738 to 3749 and encodes 1003 amino acids.
UAAGGGAGGGGGACAGGAAGCAAUGAAGCUGGUGGGGAAUGUGCUGCACGUUAACAAGAAAAUGCAGAUGAGUGAUGCCGGGGAACUUUAAAUGUUCCUCCUGCUGCUGGAGGCUAAGACCUGGUGAGCUGGUUUCCAGUGCUAAUGAAACAUAUCCGUUAUAAUGUGCUGGAAGUUCAUCUAAAUGAGAAAAACAAUUUAAAAGUCGAUAGUAAGUUUUUACAUGAAUUUCUAGUUAAAAAUACAGCACAGAUUGAUUAUAAUAGGCAAUAAGCCCAAUCCUUCUUUUUGCAUGUUUGAGAUGGAAACAAACUGCAGGCAGGAGCCGUUCUGCUGCAUGUUUCCAGCUGGUGGGACUAACAGAUGGCAUUAAUGGGAUUACAAUAAUCGGAUUUUUAAAAGUGGCAUAUGUAAUCUUAAACACCCACUGUAAAAACACAGUAAUCUGAUUACAGACUCUUUGAAGAGAAGAAUACAGAAAGCAUUUAGAUAAAAUUAAUGAGGCUUGUUUUUGUUAUAGCAUUACUGGAAAUGUCUUCACUCUGUUCAGCUGUGAAGCAGAAGAAAGCCGUUCUUUCUUUCCAUGUUCAGUCGAGGUGUAGGAUGCAUUAGGAGGUCAUACAGCACGGUGACUCCCCCAAGUGGAAAUCAGCAGCAUUACAGCAUCAGUCCUAGAUAAAAAUAGUUCAGUUUCGCUUUCCAAUCAUCAGAAAUGAUGCCGAAGUUUUCCUCCUCACAUGAAGCCAUCGUCCGCUGUCGUCAAGCUGCGGUUUGGUCUCACGGGCGGAAGGAAACGCAGGCAGAGCUCGGACACGAUGGAGACAGAAAUACUGAAAAGGAUCUGCGCCAAUCAAGGAGCAAUCAAAACUGAGGAUUUAGUAUGUAAUCUAUUUUCCGGCGAUCCCACGAAGUUGUCGGAGAUCAUUUGUAACCGAGAGAAAUUUGCUCGUUGUUGUCCAAACGGACAGGAGAAGGUGGUGGCCAGGACCCACCUGAGACUUUGCAGAGUGAAAGAUUGCCCGGGGACAUGCAGGGGUCUGCACCUGUGUAAAAACUUCCUCUUCGGAUUGUGUGAGUUCAGUCAGCUCAGGAGGGGCUGCAGCUUCUCCCAUGAGCUGACCUCUGAUCAUAACCAAAGACUUCUGAGGGAGCAUGAGCUGGAGAGCCUGAGCCGAGGAGAGCUGUGCACCCUGCUGCUGCAGAGUGACCACACACUCCUUCCUGCUAUAUGUUACGACUACAACAACGGUGAUGGAGAGUUUGGCAGGUGUAAGGAUGGUGAUGGUUGCAAGAGGCUCCACAUCUGCCAGAAGUACAUCAGCCGUGAAUGCAGCUGCUCGAGGAAUCACAAUUUUACUGCUCCACAGCCAAUAAAAAAUUUGCAAGAAAGAGGCAUACCUGGUCCCCUUCUUCCAUCCUUGAAGGCUGUGUAUGCAAAUAAAGAGGCGCUGAGGCUGGCUGAGAAUGGUCAACAACAGCGGAGAGGCAGAGGGAGAGGUGGUAGGGGUGCGACAGGCAGCAGGGGCAAUAGGGGAAACAGAGGAAACCAGAGCAGCCGCCCAGUGCAGGAUCGAGUCUCCUCACUUACUGAGAUGCUUGCUGGCACUGACAUCUUCGAUCUGUACACCAGCAAUGGACUGAAUGAAAGCGACGAUGAAAACUCUUCCACCAGUGACAUCUCCGCCGCCACCAGCGAAAACGAUGUGAGCAGUGAAAGUGGUGAGACUCGAAGACGGAGACGCCGUCACGGAAAAAGUCUAGCAGCUGUCAGAGGGAGAGGCGGCAACAGGGGCACCAAUAAGCAACCACUACCAAAAGCUCGUUCAUCAAGCAACAUUCACGCUGCUGUCAAUGAUGUAGCUGCUAAAGGCGGAGAAUGGCAGAACAAUAGACAGAGGCCUGUCAGAGAUAAAAAAGAGAUCUGCAUGUACUUCAUUAAAGGUCACUGCAAACAUGAUGAUCAAUGUUUUAAAGCUCAUGACAAGAUGCCGUACCGAUGGCAGGUCCAAGAGGGACACCAGUGGACUGAUUUGCCCAAUAAUGAGACAAUUGAGAGAGACUACUGUGACCCCAGUAACUCAUACAGUAGCACCAGCCCAGCCGUGCACUUUGACACGAUGACCUGUGGACCGAACAAAGUACGUCGACUCUCGACAGAAAACUCAGUGAUUCAGCCGACCUUCAUCCACACCACCGAGUGGCUUUGGUACUGGCAGGAUGAGUUUGGGAAGUGGAACAUUUAUUCCUCAGAUACUAGUGGACAUAAAGCAGCAGACAUCAACAGCACAAAGCUGGAGGAGAAGUUUCUGGCCAAUGACAAAGACGUGGUGGAGUUCACUGCUGCCAACCAGUCGUAUUCACUCAGUUUCCAAGACAUGAUACAGACAAAUAAGCACUAUGGCACCAAAAGGCUUGUGUGCAGACGGCCGCUGUUUGUCUCUGCUGCAGAUGUCCUAACAAAGAAAGUCAGACGGCCCGUGGUUAAAGCAUCUGCUCCCAUACCAGACAACUGGGACAAGACACAGAUCCCCGAAACAGGAUAUUCGCGAAUCUCCGUCCAGCGCACUUCAGAAGAAUUUAAGACGGUGGAAACUCAUUUCUGUAAAACCAUGAAAGGCUUUGAUAUUGUCAAAAUUGAGAGGAUUCAGAACAAAGCUCUUUGGGAAGUCUUUCAAUGGCAGAAGAAUCAGAUGAAGACCAAAAACAAAGGAGGAAAUGUGACUGAGAAAAAGCUUUUUCAUGGCACUCACUCCAAAUUUGUUGACACCAUCUGCCACCACAACUUUGACUGGAGAAUCUGUGGACUUAAUGGAACGGCUUUUGGCAAAGGUAGUUACUUUGCCCGUGAUGCCAGAUACUCCCACAACUACACCGGUGACACUGACGUCAGAGACAUGUUCAUCUCACGGGUGCUGGUGGGAGACUUCACCAAAGGGUCCUCUGACUAUCGCCGACCUCCUUCCAAGGAUGGAGGGGACAUAAACUUCUUUGACAGCUGUGUUGACGAUGUAAUGAACCCCUCCAUAUAUGUGGUGUUUGAGAAGCACCAGAUCUACCCCGAGUACCUGAUACAGUACAAGACCACACACCCACUAGUUAGUACAUUGAUGUACAGUGGUGGUGCAUCAGCACCAACACCAAAGCCAGUGGCAGCACCAAAGCCAGUGGCAGCACCAAAGCCAGCAGCUACCAUAUCGGCUUACCAACCUAGCACGAUCUCCUCUGGAUAUAAAAACAGUGCUUCCUCUUCUUUUUACUCACCUAGCACAACCUCUUCCCCCUACCAAUCUAGCUCCACAUCUUCCAGAUACCCAUCCAGCUCUGUGUCUUCUGGGUACCCAUCCAGCUCUGUGUCUUCUGGGUACCCAUCCAGCUCUGUGUCUUCUGGGUACCCAUCCAGCCCCGUGUCUUCUGGGUACCCAUCCAGCUCUGUGUCUUCUGGGUACCCAUCCAGCCCCGUGUCUUCUGGGUACCCAUCCAGCCCCGUGUCUUCUGGGUACCCAUCCAGCUCCGUGUCUUCUGGGUACCCAUCCAGCUCCGUGUCUUCUGGGUACCCAUCCAGCCCCGUGUCUUCUGGGUACCCAUCCAGCUCCGUGUCUUCUGGGUACCGAUACAGCAGCGCCUCUUCGCAAAUCAGUACUUCCCCCUCCUUGUACUCAAACAGCAGAACAGUUAACCAGCCCACACACGUCUCUCCAUCUCCCUCAGCACCCCCAAAGAAAACUUCCAAUUCUUGUGUCAUUGCUUAACAUCAGUGGUGUAAAGGGGGUUCAGUGGUGUUUUGCAACAACAACAAUAAUAAUAAUAAUAAUACUAAUAAUAAUAAUAGCAUAAAAACAGACAGCAAUGACGGAUCUUGAGCACUAAAAGUAUUUAUUGGAGCAACUGAGAGGAAAAAAAUUGAAGCCACAGAUAUUAAUGAAUUCCAGAAGAUUAGAAAAUGUGAUUUAUUAGCUGCUGUUUAUAAUGAACAGAUUACCAGUUUAGGAUCAACUCAAUUCUCAGUCAGCUGCUAUUAAAGCAUUUUAGGUUUCAAAUGACUUUGAAUGAUGAGACUUUGGUUUGCUGAAUAGGUAAGCAAGAGGCAGUGCAGUUUUCUGAAGAAAGCUUCAGAAAUGUUACAUCUUCCCGUUACACAUUAUAAUUACUUUUUGUUGUUGUUUUGAUGCUCGAAUUUUUCCACCUCAAACAAAUGUAAAAUGAUUUUCUACAAAUUGCCAGCAUUUCCGCCCACUUUGUUUUAAUGUGCAAAUUGAAGAUGCACAUAAAAAUGUGGCAUGUUACAAUGCAACACGUUCUCACUCCCAAAGUGUAAUAUUUGACACCAUGUGACAAAUCAUCACAUAUUACGCUUCCACCUAACACGUCCCUAAAUGACGAGAUCGGAAAAAUGAGGAAACAUGAGAACCGUUUGGAAUCAAUCUACACGUUCGUUCAUUUUAGUUGAAUCGCUUUGGAAAACACUAUCCAACGUCAUUAAAGUGCUGGUUAGGGUUGGGGAUAAGGUUAGGCUUAGGCCUGGAAUACAGGGCUGGAACGUGUAUUACAGCAGGACCUUCAUUCUACUGCAUUUCACCCAUAACCCGCCGCGUAGCAUAAGAAGGCGUAAGGUUACCCUUCGCGUUCCUCAGGAAUGCCGCGGGAUGUGACAAACCGUCAGGAUGUUACGCCUCGGGAGUGAGAAUUGGCUGCAUGUUGGCACAAUCACAAUUGUUGAGGUGUUGUUUAUAGAAAUUACACUAACUUUUUUACAGAAUAAUAAAAAAUAAACGGCAGCAGCGUGCUAGCCGUAUCAGAAGAAACACCUGAAUGCUUUCCUCGUGAUUAUCUCAGGAAGUUUUAUACGUUAUCCACAUUUAGUGGUUACCAUACGAACGCAUCGUACUGUAUCAAGUAAUGAUGAAAAACACUGUGUCAGAUUAGGCCAUUAGUGUUACAAAUUCUCGUAACAACUUAGUCAAGACACAUGACGGACUGCGCGUUGGUGCCUGAUGAUAGCUUUGCUGCUUUAGACGACCUUUGUGAUGUCAGCAGGAAGCUGGGCCCAACUUCUGGGAACACGGAUAGAAACAAACAGCGGCGGCGUGUGAUACUCACUGCUCCGUGUUUGGAAAAACCUGAAAAAAAAAAGUUUAAUGAUGUUCACAACUUUACAACUACGAGUGACAAACUCAGGAGUACAUAGCUACCUUGAGUCACUUUAAAUAAUGCUCUAGUGACUGGAUGCCAGUAUAUCUCAGUGCUCACAGAGCAGGUGAUCCAUAUAACAUAAGGCUGUUGCAGAGGGCCGGGCCCAAAUCUGACCCCACACCAUUUGCAUGCCUUCUCCCUCCUUUACUGUCCUAUCAUAAACAAACGCCCCCCAUAAAUGUUGUUCACUUACUGGACUUGCGUCUUUCAGUGAACAUUAAAAGAAUAUAACUGGUUGAGAAUCAACCCCAGUCAUUGCAACCUUACUGUUUCAGAGUGAUGGCCUGUGUUUUGGGACGAUAUCCAAGCGUGGCCUGCUCGUUCAAUGUGUCUAUAAGGUCUUUUUUUUUUUUUUUUUUAAUGAAUCUUCCCGUGAGAAGAUUAACGAUUGUUUGGAUAUUGCAUUUUGGCGAUAUCUCUGUACGGUCCUGCACAAAGCCUGCUUAACCGUGAUUGGUCAGUGCUCCUUGGGCUUUCUCUUUAAUCUUUCAAGUGAUUUGAAAAUAAUUUAUGAUUAAAAUGAAAAAAAUGUGACUUAAUCUUUUACCAGCCACUAGAAGGGAAAACAAACAGGCUAUAUUGAUUAUUUUAUUGAUAAAAUGUAAACGAAAGGCUUGUAAUGUGUAUGGUGGGUGAUUUGUGUCAUGCAGUGUUUAGGGUGUGAUUAUUGAUCAUUUCACCUGCUCAACAUGAAUAAUCACUGUUUUCACAAUUAUUAAAGUAAAGCCUGUUGCAGCACA